Messenger RNA from Candidozyma auris, 705 nucleotides. RefSeq names its product Pga43p (gene PGA43). The record is from RefSeq and is a predicted model, not a curated record. Bases 1 to 705 code for a protein of 234 amino acids. Lineage: Eukaryota; Fungi; Ascomycota; Pichiomycetes; Serinales; Metschnikowiaceae. The transcript is spliced from 2 exons.
AUGAAGCUCCCCCUGGUUCUUGUCCUCAUUCUCCCGCUAUCCUCGGCUCUUGUCGCUGGAGAGUUUGGCUCCUAUCGAAACCCCAAUCCUAGGCCUCUUCACAAAUGUGACAAUACCGAUAUGGCCAUGUUGGCCCAGUGCAGCAACCUGGUGUUGGCACAGCUUGACGAUUGCAAGGCCAACGACUUAGCGUGCGAGUGCUGUGCUUUGCAAUCAAUGGACUCCAAAUGCCACAGAUUGUGCCCCGGUAAUCCUUCUGCCAACUUUCUUACUGUGUUGGUGACAGACUGCGCUCCCUUGAACGACAUCAACGCUUGCAAUCUUCCCUUCAAGAAAACCGACGGCGACAUGAGGCCAAUGAAGAUGGCUCUGAAGGAGCCUGAAACCACCAUUCUGGUAAAAUCGCAUCUUCAGGAUAAGUCGGCUUCUAGAAAGCAACUGUGGCAACCGGGGUCUACACUUUACAGCGCCUACGAGGACUCGGACAGCGACUCGGACGACUCGGACAGCGACGAGGCAGUCGCUCCCGAGCCGUUGUUGCCUACCGCUGAUGAAAUGCUCCGGCCCGUGGUGUCCCCCGUCGAAAACCACACAAAUGUCACAGUCAUGUCAGGAGCUUCCAGUGCACUGUUUACUGCGCACUUCACCUCCGUGAUGGGGACAGUGGCCAUUAUGUGGGCCUCGCUGGUGUUUUUCAUCACCUAA